Messenger RNA from Impatiens glandulifera, 1679 nucleotides. RefSeq names its product serine carboxypeptidase-like 25. The coding region runs from base 41 to 1468 and encodes 475 amino acids. Gene Ontology annotation, molecular function: serine-type carboxypeptidase activity. The record is from RefSeq and is a predicted model, not a curated record. NCBI's taxonomy places the organism in Eukaryota, Viridiplantae, Streptophyta, Magnoliopsida, Ericales, Balsaminaceae. Gene Ontology annotation, biological process: proteolysis. Gene Ontology annotation, cellular component: vacuole. The transcript has 8 exons.
UCUUCAAACCACCUCCUCUGAAUUCCAUUAAUUAGCAUCAAUGGAACUUCCAACAAUACACACCAUCAUCUUCUUCACCAUCUCCAUUCUCUUCUCUUCCCUUCUCCUUCUUCACGCAGACACGCCGCCGUCAACCCUUGAAGAAGAAGCAGACAGAAUCUCCUCCCUCCCCGGCCAGCCCCCCGUCCAUUUCCACCAGUUUUCCGGCUACGUAACCGUCAAAGAAAACAGAAAGGCACUGUUUUACUGGCUUACUGAAGCCACUGAAGACCCUUUCUCCAAACCCUUGGUUGUCUGGUUAAACGGAGGUCCAGGUUGCUCUUCAAUAGCGUACGGUGCAUCAGAAGAAAUAGGUCCUUUCAGAAUUAACAAUAAGGCCACUGGUUUAUACCUAAACAAGUUUUCAUGGAAUCGUUUGGCCAAUUUGCUCUUCUUGGAAACACCCGCCGGAGUUGGCUUCUCCUAUACCAACCGCUCCUCCGAUCUCUACAACACCGGAGAUCGCAGAACUGCAAUGGACUCGCUGAUAUUCCUCAGGAGGUGGAUGGAAAGAUUCCCGCGUUACAAGAACAGAGACGUGUAUUUAACGGGAGAGAGUUAUGCUGGCCAUUAUGUUCCUCAACUUGCUAAACAAAUCAUGGAUUAUAAUAAUGAUAAAACUAAUCGUUUCCGAAUCAGACUUAAAGGGUUCAUGGUGGGGAAUGCUGUAACGGAUAACUAUUACGAUAACCUUGGAACGGUGACGUAUUGGUGGAGCCACGCCAUGAUCUCUGACAAAACGUAUCAUAAACUGAUCAACACUUGUGAUUUCAAGCUAUUGCAACAGAAGGAAUCCAGUGAAUGUGAAUCGUUUUACUCUUACGCAAUGGAUAAAGAAUUCGGAAACAUAGAUCAGUACAAUAUCUAUGCAGUUCCUUGUAACAAAUCCGACGACCAACGUCGAGCCUUCACCGGCCAGACCGCAAGUCUGCCUCACCGUCGUCCCCUGUCGAAAUCAAGAUGGUUAUCAGGGUACGAUCCAUGUACGGAGAAUUAUGCAGAGGUUUACUAUAACAGGCCUGAUGUUCAGAAGGCUCUUCAUGCUAACGUCACUGGAAUCCAUUAUAAAUGGACUGCUUGCAGCGAUACUUUGAAUCGAAAUUGGAACGAUACAGAUGUCUCUGUUCUUCCAAUAUACAGGGAAUUGAUAGCUGCCGGUUUGAGGAUUUGGGUUUUCAGUGGCGAUAUAGAUUCGGUUGUGCCUGUGACCGCGACUAGGUUUUCCUUGGCGCAGCUGAAGUUGGAGACAAAGACGCCUUGGUAUCCUUGGUACAUCAAGAAACAGGUUGGUGGAUGGACAGAGGUGUACAAGGGGCUAACAUUUGCAACGGUUAGAGGGGCAGGUCAUGAAGUGCCACUUUUCAAACCACGGGCAGCAUUUCAACUGUUUAGGUCAUUCUUAAGAGGGGAGCCCCUCCCCAAAUCUUAGUCACUCUAUUGUUGUUGUUGGGGGUUGUAUCUAAUUAAUGAUUAAAGUUGUUAAUUAGUGCUCCAAAUGUAGUAACUACAUGAUUAAUUUAGGUAAUCGAGCUUAAAUUGGUUAGGGGAAUAUGUCGAAUGUUUGAAUUUGUACGAGAUUAAUUAUGAGUUAUGGGUUUGAUUUCACUACCCAAUUAAGUUAAUAUAAAAGGUUCGACUAG